This is a messenger RNA of Amoebophrya sp. A120, 228 nucleotides long. Lineage: Eukaryota; Dinophyceae; Syndiniales; Amoebophryaceae. The record is from the annotation of a GenBank genome assembly.
GAGAACUACUUAGUCCAUAAGUUGUUUUUCGAAAAAGAAGUAAGUACAUGUUUGAUCAAAAGUACAUUGUCCUACGAUAAUCUUGUUCAUAGGUCAAUUCACUUUGAGCAGCAUAUUUUUACGGCAACAGAAAGAUAGCAAGAGCUCAGCAGUUCAUUCUCUUCUGACUGCAAAGUCGUUUUUCGUCGUGUAAAUUUGUAACACCCGGCCGCCGCGCCUCACUUCUAG